Messenger RNA from Geodia barretti, 776 nucleotides. The record is from the annotation of a GenBank genome assembly. Lineage: Eukaryota; Metazoa; Porifera; Demospongiae; Tetractinellida; Geodiidae.
AUGAAGCUUCUGGUAGUGUCUGGAGGACGUCAUCCGUAUGAGGAGUCGACGCCCAUUUUGGAGACCUUUCUCAAGGGCGCCGGUCACGACGUCACGGUUACCGAGGAUGCGUCGCCGCUCGCCGACCGGUCGGCAAUGAGCGGCUACGACGCCCUGGUGUUCAACACCCGCCGAGAGAACGUGCCGGACUUCGGCGACUGGACCCUUUCGGCGUCUGAAAUGGAGGGCCUGCGGGAAUACGUAGGCGGCGGCGGGGCGUUCGUCUGCAUACACAUCGCCACCUGUGUGGCGGCAGCAUGGCCCGAGUACCACGACAUCACCGGCGGGGGCUGGAUUUCCGGCACCAGCUACCAUCCGCCCUACGGGCAGUUCACGGUCAACGUCAGCGAUGCCGCUCACCCCGGGGCCUCCGGAAUCGCUGAUUUUUCAACCAACGACGAGCUCUACAUGAACUUGGCAAUCAAGGACGGUAGCGACGUCUUCCUCACCGGUAACGCCGGAGACGGAACGUAUCCGUGGGGGCCGGACCGCAGCCCCACGUUCAUGCCGGGAGGAACUUAUCCGCUGGGGUGGACGCGCAAGUACGGCGACGGCAACGUCUUUGUCCUGCUCCUGGGGCACGAUGGCCGGAGCUUCGAGACGCCGGAGUUCCAGCGGUUGGUGCUCAACGGUGUGGAGUGGGCUGCCACGAAAGUCGCGGCCUAGCAGUCGCGGCUUAGCAGUCGCGGCUUGACAGAGAAAGUCGCCCAUCCGUUCACCGCCCACGCGGCGCUGAA